Messenger RNA from Rhinopithecus roxellana (golden snub-nosed monkey), 1588 nucleotides. It is a transcript of the gene TMEM242, whose product is annotated as transmembrane protein 242. NCBI's taxonomy places the organism in Eukaryota, Metazoa, Chordata, Mammalia, Primates, Cercopithecidae. The coding region runs from base 978 to 1337 and encodes 119 amino acids. The transcript is spliced from 4 exons. The record is from RefSeq and is a predicted model, not a curated record.
AUUCAUUUGCUCUUCCCUCCAACAUGCAUUUGUUGUUGGUAACCAGGUAAUACCUGAAAGCUGGGGGAUAUAAACUGAACAUUAAGUCCCAUCUCCAUCCUCAGGAAGCUCAUGUCCUCCAGUGCUGGGGGGCAGGACAAAUGGCAGAGAGACCGCCUUAUUUUACAAGAUGUUAUUGUUCUCUGAGAGGCUGAAAAGAUUUUCUAUCACCACUAGCCUCCUCCUGUCCAUGGCCAUUUACAGAAUGGGCAAACCAGCCUUCCGGCAGAAGACCAAACCUGCUAGCUGUCAACGUUCCCGGCAGCUCUGCAAGGCCUUCGAGCGGGCCUCGCUCUCCUCUCGGGGGUGGUACCUUCAUUCGGUCAUCCAGUAAGUGUUCCACUUCCCGAGGGAGGCGAAGCACUCACACCGCGGCGAGGGGACCCGUCACCGCAGAGCCAGGUGGCUGGCUCUCCUCCAGGGAGAAAGCCUGUCACUUACACCUUUCCUCACCACUGUUAGGAAGUUACCUAGAAAAGUACAGACAGAAGACCAAGGCCUGCGUUUUAGAAUCGUGGAGUGUUAGCGUUGGCCAAAUCGCUGGACACAAUGUAAGCUUGAUCAGGAAAAUGAGCUCCAAGGUCUCACAGCAGGCGGGGCCUGGAAUCCUGGCGCAAUCUGCGACCCACUGCCUCCUACAGUCGGGGCUGAGCGUUCUUUCAAACAGCCAAAGCAAUCACUUAAGUCCAGCAAUGAUCUCCUUGGAGAAAUAAAGUGAUCCUCCCUAGGAGACGGCCUUGGAGGGCAUCGCCCUCGGCGCUGGGCACAGCACGUCUUCCCUGCCUGGGCGCGGGAGGAGGGUUUGGGGACAGCGGCCGCACUCCGGACCCUUCUUCAGAUUGCACAGGAGGAGGCGGCAGCGGAACCUUUCUCCUCCGCCUCGCUCUCGCUUCCACCCGUGCCCAGUUGGGGACGGACGCACUAGAGGCGACCUAAGAAUGGAGACAGCGGGCGCUGGAACUGGGCAGCCGGCCUCUGGGCUGGAGGCUCCGGGGUCCACGGAUGACCGGCUUUUCCUGGUCAAAGGUGGAAUUUUCCUUGGUACUGUUGCUGCAGCGGGAAUGCUAGCUGGAUUUAUUACAACAUUAUCAUUGGCUAAAAAGAAAAGCCCUGAAUGGUUCAAUAAGGGAAGUAUGGCCACAGCUGCAUUACCGGAAAGCGGGUCUUCCCUUGCCUUGCGAGCUCUGGGCUGGGGCUCACUGUAUGCAUGGUGUGGGGUUGGUGUGAUUAGCUUCGCAGUCUGGAAAACUUUAGGAGUUCACAGUUCCUUGCUGCUAGAAAGGCUUUUAUGGAAGUGACUUGUGAUUGGAGUCUUGCACAGCUUUCCAGGGCCCCGUCUUGUCUCCUCGUCUGCUGAUAGAUGUUGCUGCUUUUUCAAGAGCCCAGACCUCCUUUUCUUUAAAAAACAAAAAGUAAAACAUGUAAGUAAAACAGAUAUAUUUUAAAUAUGUCUCUAUAAAUGGACAUUGUACUUUCCUAUUAUAAGAGAGAAUCUUUAAGGGAAGUAAAAUUGUAUCUUUCCUCUAGGACAGUAUUGGAUGUACUCUAA